AUGAUCUGUGCAUUGAGUCUCGUGCUUGUUUUGGCAGUCUCCUUUGGAGAGAUGGCCGAAGUCACCGACCUGACCGAGGAAUGGCUCCCAGUUGUUAAUGGAAUAUAUAAUCAAUGGGAUAGAGACAAAAUCCUGGCUCGACAUAACCAGUUCCGUAGUGAAGUACAGCCAUCUGCUGCAAACAUGGUAGCUCUGCAAUGGAGUCAUGACCUUGCAGGUCUUGCGCAGAGGUGGGCGAACCGAUGCGACUUCGGCUUUAACUUCCGAAGUCUGGUAACAGAAUUUAGUAGUGUAGGCCAGAACAUCGCCCAGGUGUAUGCCGGCACUCUUGAUUCUAUAAUGGAUUCGUGGAAUAACGAGAAGGCUGAUUAUGACUUCGAAACCAACACCUGUUCCGCAUUCUGUGCCCACUACACUCAGAUGGUGUGGGCUACAACCUCUUUCAUAGGAUGUGGCAGGGCUGCAUGUCCACCGCAUUCAUUGUACCGUCCUGACACGUACAUCGUCUGUAAUUACGGACCCGGAGGUAAUGUGACCCAUCGCCCAUACGAAUCAGGUGUGCCCUGUUCUAGUUGCCCUGAUAGUGAAGGAGAUACAUAUAGCUGCGAGAAUAAUCUUUGCACCUUUGCGAGCGACUCCAGCGCAGCAGAAUUUUCCCAUCACCGUCCCCAGAACCUUAACCCAUGCCUGCCCCAGCCAGGCGGGCGUGGACUGGCGCGCUCCGCUGCUGCAGGAGCUGCGGUCACAAAAUCGUAUCUUAUAUGGCUUAAAAUCUUGAAAAUCCUCCUUGUAAUAUUGUUUAUUUACGAAAAGCUUGAAUAUAGUAUACAACUUAAGUCCCUAUAA
Messenger RNA from Strongylocentrotus purpuratus (purple sea urchin), 846 nucleotides. Its product is annotated as glioma pathogenesis-related protein 1. The transcript has 6 exons. The record is from RefSeq and is a predicted model, not a curated record. Gene Ontology annotation, cellular component: extracellular region. NCBI's taxonomy places the organism in Eukaryota, Metazoa, Echinodermata, Echinoidea, Camarodonta, Strongylocentrotidae. Bases 1 to 846 code for a protein of 281 amino acids.